Caenorhabditis sp. 36 PRJEB53466 is the source of this 1040-nucleotide messenger RNA. The record is from the annotation of a GenBank genome assembly. Lineage: Eukaryota; Metazoa; Nematoda; Chromadorea; Rhabditida; Rhabditidae.
AUGCCCGACGGAGACGUGGUUGCCACGUGGAACGUUCCGCUCCACGACCGCAUUCAUUGCAUCGAGUUCGAGCACGGCACCACCACCGGCAAACGCGUCAUUCGUGUCGAUAAAAAGGUAAAUUUGUGCGAGCAAAAAGAAACGAGGCAAAGAAAUUUUAAAGUGAGUGGGGAUUGAACCAAAACGCUGCUCCAGCUAAAUUUCGAGAUUUCUGGCACUGCGCCACGCGCACCAUCCAGCCUUCCGCUCUCAGCGCGUACAUAACAAUGCUCUUUUUUCCAGGAAAUUCUGCGCCGCGACUGGAUGUUCAAACUCGUCGGAAAGGAGACUUUUAAUGUAAUUUUUUUUCGAAAAAAAUUUGAGCCUAACUUUUGCUCUCUCUUCCACAGGUCGGCGACAUGAAGUGCACGAUCAACGUGGAGGCGUUGGGCACGUUCGCCUACGAAUACUCGCUCGACGUGAACGGCAAAGGCUUCAACAAGUUCAAGGAGGAGCAGAACAAGAAGCUGCACAGCUGGGAGACGUCCAUCGACGGCGUCGAUUUCCGCGUCGUGCUCGGUACGUCUUCUUCCCCUUCUUCUUCUUCUUCUUCUUCUUCUUCUUCUUCUUCUUCUUCCCCUUCUUCUUCCCCUCUAAUUAGUGAUUUUCAGACAAAGAAUCGAUGGAGGUCUGGGCGAACGGGAACAUCAUCGACACGGCGGUGAGUUUGGCACACGGCUGGCUUCACGCCAUCUUCUGAACAUUUUCAACUUUUUUUUGCUCAGGGAGAAUUCGUCGACAACGGCACCCUCACUCAUUUCGAGUUGAACAAGCGUCCGUGUCGCAUUAUGGCCGAGAGCAGCGGAAAGAAAAAGUUAGUUUGGGAGGGGGGUUUGGGGGGGGACAUUUCGAAACCGGCGAUCAAUAUUUUCAGAACGGGCGUCACACACUCGCUCUUCGUCAACGACUACCCAGUUGGGACGGAUCCGGAUGUGGCGGCGCUGGCGGCUCAGAUGGCUUCCGCUCCCUCUCCCUCUUCGCCUUCUUCUUCUUCCUCAUAA